Pungitius pungitius (ninespine stickleback) is the source of this 1708-nucleotide messenger RNA. It is a transcript of the gene sirt4, whose product is annotated as sirtuin 4. Gene Ontology annotation, cellular component: mitochondrial matrix; nucleus. Bases 226 to 1152 code for a protein of 308 amino acids. The transcript has 4 exons. NCBI's taxonomy places the organism in Eukaryota, Metazoa, Chordata, Actinopteri, Perciformes, Gasterosteidae. Gene Ontology annotation, molecular function: NAD-dependent protein lysine deacetylase activity; NAD+ binding. The record is from RefSeq and is a predicted model, not a curated record.
UAAAGUAAAGUAACGCUACCUCACUGAUGUGGUAAUACAAGUUGUGUUUGGCUGUGAGUCGCUGUGGCUUCUUGGCACUCGUCUUUAAAUGAUCACACGGAUAGAGCGAGGCUCGUCACGAACAACAACGCAGUGAAAGUUUGCUUUAACCGCUUAAGCGUUUUCGUCUGGAGGAACAUUGUCCAAAUAGGACAUCCCAGAAUGGUUUAAUGCAAAACCGUAAAGAUGAGAUUGCCACGGCGGCUCCUCACACCGCCUCCGGCCGCUGUGCGAGGGGCAUCCUCGGGCCCCGCGGUGAGCGUCGUCCCGGCCUGCAGCGCCGCGGACAGACGCUCCCUGGAGCGGCUGCAGGACUUUGUGUCCCGAGCGAGUCGCCUGUUUGUCCUCAGCGGCGCUGGACUGUCCACCGAGUCCGGGAUCCCCGACUAUCGCUCGGAGGGCGUCGGGCUUUACGCGCGCACCGACAGGCGACCCAUGCAGCACGCAGAGUUCGUGCGCAGCGCAAAGUCCCGUCAGCGCUACUGGGCCCGAAACUUUGUCGGGUGGCCGCAGUUCUCCUCCCGCCGGCCGAACUCCGCCCACGAGGCCCUGCGGCAGUGGGAGCAGAGCGGCAAGCUGCACUGGCUGGUGACGCAGAACGUGGAUGCUCUUCAUUCAAAGGCGGGACACCAAAGGCUGACGGAGCUCCACGGCUGUGCCCACAGGGUGCUGUGUCUUGGCUGUGGGGACAUCUCGGCAAGGACGGCGCUGCAGACGCGAUUUGUAGCGCUAAACCCGGACUGGAGAGCUCAGACGGGCGAGGUGGCGCCGGAUGGCGAUGUCUUCAUAGAGGACGAGCAGGUCCUCAAUUUCAGGGUUCCCUCGUGCGAGAACUGUGGAGGGGUACUGAAGCCCGAGGUCACGUUUUUCGGAGACACCGUGAACAAAGGGACGGUUCAGUUGGUGCACGACCGCCUGGGGGAGUCGGACGCGGUGCUGGUGGUGGGGUCGUCGUUGCAGGUUUAUUCAGGAUACAGGUUCUUACUGGCGGCUGGGGAUCGCAAAAUGUCAGUGGCCAUCGUGAACAUUGGGUCGACGAGGGCCGACCACCUGGCUGAGCUGAAAGUGAGCGGACGCUGUGGCGAAGUGCUGUCAGUCAUCCGACCUGUCUGACCGCCAUGGGCAUGCUGUUGAUUAUCAACAUUAAGUCGGUCAAAACUACCUCAGAUUCAAACUGGUGAGCGAGCUAAUCAACCUCCGGGUGAAUGUCUGGACCGGGCAAUUUUUUCAAGCAACAUAAAAGUAGCCAGAAAUACUCUCUGCCGAAAAAAAUGGAUCAUCUUCUUGGUCCAACACACAGCCACACAUGUGCUCAAUGACUAAUGCAUUGAACCCUGGCGCUUUGGGCAUCAUAGAAUAUGUGCAUCAUGCAGCACGCGUGGUCCGCUGUGUGAAGGCCCACAGUUGAAAGCUUAAGGCUGCGAAAUGACAUUGAGGACGAAGCCCAGCAGUUUGUCUUCUCGGGCUUUUGUGUACAAAUGCUGCAGUUAAAUAAAGGAGCUAAAGGCAACAAUGUACUGUAUGUAAAUAUUGGUUAUGCAGUGUUUGUAAAACUAAACUUUAAGAAGGUUCUGUAAGUGCAAAAAAGCUAAAAAUCUUGCUGCCGGUAAGACAGGGAGGUUAAUUUGACGGUUUUAGAAAUAAAUGAACAUAAUUUAAAAUACACUAA